Molecule: messenger RNA, 1274 nt
Organism: Paraphaeosphaeria sporulosa
Lineage: Eukaryota; Fungi; Ascomycota; Dothideomycetes; Pleosporales; Didymosphaeriaceae
Product: Dihydroorotase
Exons: 3
Coding region: 30-1136 (368 amino acids)
Biological process (GO): 'de novo' pyrimidine nucleobase biosynthetic process; pyrimidine nucleotide biosynthetic process
Cellular component (GO): cytoplasm
Molecular function (GO): dihydroorotase activity
Source: RefSeq, a predicted model, not a curated record
AGCUUUCGCGACAACCGCAAUUACCAAACAUGGAGUUCACCAAAAUCCAAGAGAUCGAGCUCCCGGCUGCAUUUGAUGCGCACGUCCACCUCAGAGAUGGGGAGAUGUCGCAGCUCGUCACGCCCACGAUUCGACAGGGUGGUGUGAAUCAGGUGUAUGUCAUGCCGAAUUUGGUGCCGCCUGUUACAACGGUACAACAAUGUCUGGAGUACCGUGACCGGCUGAGGGCCAUCGAGCCUAAUGUCGACUACCUCAUGUCGCUUUACCUGCACGAGUCCGUCACGCCUGAAGUCAUCCGCGAAGCAAAGAAAGCUGGCAUCACGGGCGUCAAAUCUUACCCGGCCGGCGUAACAACGAACUCCUCCUCCGGCGUCAUCUCUUACGAGCCCUUCUACCCAGUCUUCGCCGAAAUGGAAAAACAAAACAUGGUCCUCAAUCUCCAUGGCGAAGUCCCCUCCACCCCGUCCCACGCGCACGCCUCAACCUCCAAGGACCAGGCCAUCACCAUCCUCAACGCGGAACCCGCCUUCCUCCCGACGCUAAAGUCUCUCCACGAGAAAUUCCCCACCCUCCGCAUUAUCCUCGAACACUGCAGCACGGCCGCCGCCCUCGCCGCAGUGCGCGCCUGCGGCCCUGCUGUUGCGGGAACCAUCACCGCGCACCACCUCUCCCUCGUCAUCGACGACUGGGCCGGCGACCCCUUCUGCUUCUGCAAGCCCGUAGCCAAGACGCCUGAGGACCGCGAUGCACUCCUGCAAGCUGUGGUGCGUAGCGAGGGGAGGUUUUUCCUUGGGACGGAUUCUGCGCCGCAUGAUCAGGGGAAGAAGAGGGGUGAGGAUAAGGUGGCUGCGGGGGUUUUUACGCAGACGAAUGCUGUGGCGUAUGUGCUUGAUGCUUUGGAGAAGGGUGUGGAGAGGGGGGUCAUCGAGGAGAAGGAGGUCAGUCAGGAGGGGCUGGAGGGUUUCUUGGGGAGGUGGGGGAGGAAGUUUUAUCAGGUCAAGGACGAGAGGGGCGAGAAAGUUGUGUUGAGGAAGGGGCAGGCGAAGGUGGUUGAGGUGUUGGAAAAGGAGGGGGUUAGUGUGAAGAUUGUGCCGUUCAGGAGGGGAGAGACUACGUGGAGUGUUGAGUGGAAGUAGACAACCGGUGUGUUUAGGGCUACAGCGCAAGCUAGAACAUUAGCACGCCGACAUAGUUGCAGGAUUCAUAAUAUACCUCCAGCAGUCAGCGCAGCCCUUACUCACCCUCCAUCAAAAAUCGCAUACACCUCCACCCAC